Molecule: messenger RNA, 2570 nt
Organism: Vespa velutina
Lineage: Eukaryota; Metazoa; Arthropoda; Insecta; Hymenoptera; Vespidae
Product: serine protease inhibitor dipetalogastin
Exons: 10
Coding region: 339-1832 (497 amino acids)
Molecular function (GO): protein binding
Source: RefSeq, a predicted model, not a curated record
GCGCCUCCAGUUGGAAACGGGAGCACGCCACGUGAAAGUAGGAAGGGGAGGCUAUAGCCGGACCGACGUCGCUUCGUGCGCUUCAGUCGUUCGUGGACCUCGAAGGACGAUAGAGGUCGAAGAGGACAUUUCCUCCUUUUCCUUCCUGACUGGAUUCGUCGUUCUUCGUGUUGAAGACGAGGAAGAAAAGGAAGAAGAAGAAGAAGAAGGAUCCUUUUCUCUUCUCAUCCUCUUAUUCAAGUUGCAAUUCUCUUAGGACGGCUCUUCCAGUUCUAUCGACUUCCUCGGUCAUCAAUUUUUUUCUUUUCCUUAAGACGUCAGAGAGACUAAAGGGAAGGAUGCAUCGACAGGUAUACCUCGUCGUUGGAGUCAUCUUCCUGGGCUAUCUUCAAGAUUAUGUGUCCGGCGCGUGUCCUCGGAUAUGUCCACCAAGCGGAGAGCCGGUAUGCGGCAGCGACGGUAUCAUAUAUGCUUCUCAGUGUGAAAUGCGGAAGAAAAUGUGUGGAAAGGGCGUGACUGUGGCGACAGAGAAAACAGCUUGCCUGAGGUCAUCGGGCAGCAAGUGCGAGCAUCGUUGUUCCGGCGAUCAAGAUCCGGUAUGCGGUACCGACGGUCGAACUUAUCUCAACAAGUGCAUGAUCAGAGUUGAAAUCUGUAGGGUGGGAAUCGAGCUCUCGCACCUUGGACCAUGCAACAAUAUUUCUGCUCACAGAGAAAACUGUCCGGUUUCGUGUGAUUUUGCACCACUCGAUGGUCCAGUAUGCGGUAGCGACGGCAACGUUUACAAGUCGACUUGUCAAAUGAAGUUACUAACUUGCGGACAAGGAGUUGUGCGUACGAACAAGAAACACUGCCAGACCACAAGACAUUGUCGUGAAUCGUGUUGGCGUGGUGCUAAGCCAGCUUGUGGUAGCGAUGGUAUCCUCUAUGCGAACACCUGCAAAAUGCGAGCUAAGAAUUGUGGAAAGCACGUGUUCGAGGUGCCAAUGUCAUUCUGUGUUUCGCGAGAACGGACAUCCGGAAGUCAGUCGAACGCGUGUCCGCUCGACUGUAGGCACGAGCCGGAAGUACCGAUCUGUGGAUCGGAUGGAAAUAUCUAUAGGAACGAAUGUGAAAUGCAGAUGCUCAAUUGCGGGCAAGCUAGAAGAAAGGUGACCAUAGUGGACUUCGAGAAGUGUCGGUCACGUUUAACGAAGUGCAUGAAGCAACAGCAACGUUGUGGAAACGAAGUAGAUCCGGUCUGUGGAAGCGAUGCUAAUACAUAUCCAAAUCAAUGUCACCUGAACGUAGCGAUCUGUUUAAAGGGUAUCCAAUUGGCUCACGUUGGCGAAUGUACGACCUUGAAGGAAAUCGAAGAGUGUCCUGAAGAUUGCAACGAAGUGCCAGAGGAACCAGUUUGUGGAAGCGACGGGAACGUUUAUCGCUCGCUUUGCCACCUACGCCACGAGACAUGCGGUCAGAGGGUAGUACAAGUUCCCGCUCAGCAUUGUCGUACUACAGCGCUUUGUAAUCAAAUCUGUAGUGGAGAACGUCAAUUCGUUUGCGGUUCCGACAACAAGCUUUAUCGUAACGAGUGUGAAAUGAAGAGAGACAAUUGCGGGAAACACGUGUACGUGGUACCAAUGAAAAGGUGCGUUCAAGGUUUCUUGUUCCGUGGCUGUCAAAAAAUUUGUCCACCAUAUUAUGAUCCAGUUUGUGGCACCGACGGAAUGACCUAUAGCAACGAAUGUUUCUUGGAAAUAGAAAAUUGUCGUAGUAGAAGUCUCGUCUCUAAAAAAUAUCACGGUGUGUGUGGUCAACCAACGGAAGAACCGAAAAAUUAUUUGUAUUAAUUCGACGUUCGAUCGAUGUUAGAUCAAUCGAUAGGUUGAUUGAGGAAAUCGAUUUGAAAAAAAAAUAAUAAUAAAAAAAAUUAUAAUAAUAAUAAUAAUAAUAAUAAUAAUAAAAAUACGUACCGGGCUACAUCGAAGAGCGAUCGAUCGGCGAUAUGAUACUAAAAGAAAAUCGUCCUUGAAAACUUUACGAAACGAUUUGUUUCGUCGAUCGAUCUUAGAUACAUGCAAAUGAUCGCGCCUCGUUUUUCGAGAAAUAUGACUUUAAGUGAUUCGACGAUAUGUACAACGCGUACAUUAAUCUGUAAAAAAAUUUUAAGGCGCACAGUGUCGUAUUUAUAAUGGAAAUCUAAAGAAAAAAAAAAUCUUAUGAGCGACAAAAUCAAUCGAUUAAUUAUUAUUCCAUGUCGUUUGAUCAAUUUCAAAGAGAAAAUCUUCAUUGAUUAAUACUUUAAGCGAGCUUGCCAAGAAAAAAUGUUAAAUUUCAUAAUAUUGAAAAUCUUGCCAAAUUAAUAGAGAUACAUAUUAUCGUUGAAAGCCAUUAGAAAAUCGACUUUUAAUAGGAUCACUAUACUAUACUUGAUCGCUUUGUCGAUCUUUUGCGAAUAUUCACAUUCGUGAAUCAUCGUAUGAUGUUGUACUUUCAAUGUAAAAUAUUUUUUAAAAUUAACCCUCAAAUGCAUAUAUAUGUAUGUAUGUAUACGUGACAAUACGUACGUUUCAACAUAUUAUUAUCUA